CCAAUCACCGCUGUCGCCACGGUGUGUCGUAACUUCCGUUUGGCAAGGCCGGAAGUGAAGUCCAGAAUAAAAAUAAAUAGUCCUUAAACGAUAAAUGUGCAAAAUAAUCCGAAAUUAACACCCAAAGCGCUCACCACAAUGCUAAAUUUAUUUAUGAUGCUGCCGUUUCUUAGCUAAUUUAUUCGACAUUAAGCAAGAACGGCCUUUUCUUAUCGGCAUUUUCUUGAAAGGUUGCCUCGGAACUAGUUUCAACAAGUAGACAAGGUACCGCCGCACCAACGACGACUGGAGAGAUGUGGCUCGUGGUGCUGCUCGGCUUCCUGCUGGCUCUCUUCUCCAGCCUGGACGUGUGGUACUUUGCGCGGGCCGCGGCCGCGGUGGUCCGCGCCCGGCUGCAGCCUCCCGUGCGGGACCUGACGGCCGAGCAGGUCGCCGUCGGCCGGGUGGCUCCGCGCGACAUGGACAUGUGUCACAUGAACAACGCGCGUUACCUGCGCGAGUGCGACUUCGCCCGCUUCUCGCUGUACGUGCGCAACGGUGUGUUCAAGGCGCUGCGGGCCCUCGGCGCCUCCAUGGUGGUGGGGGCCACCACCAUCCGCUACCGCAGGCCGCUUCGCGUCGGCGAGCCGUACGAGCUGCGGAGUCGGGUGGUGACGUGGGACGACAAAGCCUUCUUCCUGGAGCAGAGGUUCGUGUCGACCAAGCACGGGCUGGUGUGCGCCGUCAUGUACUGCAAGCAGACCGUCAUACGCAGCAGCCCGGACGGCAUCGUGCAGUAUCUGUGCAAGCGGAAGGUGGAACCUCCGGAAUUUCCAGAGGACCUCCAGCACUGGAUCAAGUUCAUCUCAGCCAGCAGUCAGAACCUCAGAGCAGAGAGCGGCCUCGUGGAGAAAGACGACUAAGCACGGACGUUUUCAUUCAUGGUGAUGAACUUGGGAAUAAUUGACGGUUGUUCUAAGUACGUAUCGAUGCCACAAGAUGGUGGCAAAGCGUCAACACUAUGCACAGACAGUCAUUAAUAUCCCACAUCGCAUUAAGAUUGUGUUUGGUACGUAAAUUAACUUUUUUUUUUCUAUUAAAAAUUGUUGGAAAUGG
Syngnathoides biaculeatus (alligator pipefish) is the source of this 1095-nucleotide messenger RNA. Its product is annotated as protein THEM6-like. Bases 294 to 902 code for a protein of 202 amino acids. The record is from RefSeq and is a predicted model, not a curated record. The transcript has 4 exons. NCBI's taxonomy places the organism in Eukaryota, Metazoa, Chordata, Actinopteri, Syngnathiformes, Syngnathidae.